Molecule: messenger RNA, 3459 nt
Organism: Aspergillus novofumigatus IBT 16806
Lineage: Eukaryota; Fungi; Ascomycota; Eurotiomycetes; Eurotiales; Aspergillaceae
Product: putative RNA binding effector protein Scp160
Exons: 4
Coding region: 404-3367 (987 amino acids)
Biological process (GO): nuclear division
Cellular component (GO): cytoplasm; nucleus
Molecular function (GO): mRNA binding
Source: RefSeq, a predicted model, not a curated record
UCACUGUCAUCAUUGCCCGUCAAGCACGAGCAUUGACUUCCCUUUCGUGCUCGUUCCUCCUCUCUCCUCACUCAUCCUUCUUCUCUUCUCUUUCUCUUGAUCACGUUUCCUCUCAAUUGUCUUUUUAUUUAUCCUCAUCCCCGCUAAUUUGGUGAUGCACUGUCCCUUUACCUCUUAGCCUCCAAGCGUCCACAGAUCAGCAAUUGGUCUUUACUCUUCUUCUCCAGACAUUUGGAUACAAUAUUUGGCUACCAAUAUCAUUAGAAACUCUUUGUCAGUUUCAUUUACACUUUGUUUAUUAGCGGUGCUAUCUUUGCUCUGGCUUACCUAUUAGACUUUCUCCUUUCCCUCCCAUCUCGAGUACAUAAUUCUCAUUUUCGGUAUCAAUUGACGAUAUUUGAUGAUGGCUUCUCAAGUACAGAGCGGCGAUGUUAACGGUGGGGCCAAGUCCCUUGCAGCCAUGCUGGAGGAGGAGCAUGCCCGCAAUGAGGCGCAUAAGGUGACGGUGGAGGAUACCGUGGACGAAGAGGAUCAGCUGCAUCCCCCUCCAUCAUUGGGAAAGGACCAACAGACUGCUCCCGCCCAACCCACAGCUGCAGUCGAGGAAGCAGUCGCCGCUACGCCCUCGGCUCCCAAUCCGGCUCCUAAAAAGUCGCCUGCUUUUGAUGUCCGCUCCGAGGAGCUGUUCCCCGCCUUGGGAAGUGGCCCUAAGCCCAAGGCACCUGCUGCAGCCACUUGGGGUGCCAGGCCCUCUGCCGCUGCUGCUCUUGCCAACGGUGUCGCUGGACGCCCACAAGCGACAGCGGGCGAUGUUCCUAGAAUCAUGAGUCUUCCCGGCAAACACAUGGAGCAGCUUCGUUUAGCGCCCUCUCAGAUGAUGCCGCGAGCACAGCUCAAGAAGCCCCUGAAGGAUAUUCUCCGUGACAUCUCCAGGCGCUCAAAGGCCACUGUCGAUAUGCGGGGUGGCCCUGGAGGCUCGAUCAUCUUUGAGGGCAGAGGCUCGGUCGAGUCCGUAAGACAGGCUCUCAAGGAGGUUGCACAGCAAGUAGGAUCCAAGCAAUCGGUCCGCGUUCCCAUCCCAACAUCCGCCCGCGCCCACAUUAUCGGCCGGCAAGGUGCCAUUGUGCAAGACAUUCAACAACGGACGGGUGCACGUGUCCAAGUGCCCCGCGCCGAUGACUCGGCCGCAAAGGACGACGAAGACGACAACGACACGAUCGACGUCCUGAUUGAGGGUGACGCCGUUGCGGCAGAGAUGGCACGCCGGGAAAUUGAAGCUAUCGUUAAGGAGCGGGCCUCCAACAUGAGCCUGCGACUAAAGUCGAUUCCGGCCGAAUUUUUCCCCUUCAUUGCGGGUGCGCAUAAUGCGAACCUGAAAGCUAUCGAGGAACGUACCAAGGCUCAAGUGCAUGUGCCUCGGUAUGAUACAUGGCAGAGCCAGCCUCCCCCGCAGGAGGCUGAGCCUGGACGUGUGCAGUUUGUCCCAGCUUCUGAUAAGCACAUUCAGAUCACUGGAGAGCGCACUGCUGCACAGGAAGCUCGCGCCGAAAUCGAGAGGCUUGCCGCCGAUCUCCAGAGGCGACUAACCCUUCGGCAGUUGGCCAUCAACCGCGGGCAGCACCAGUUCAUCCUCGGGGACGGCGUCAAUGGUCUUCAUGACUUCCUUGCUGAUACGGGCUGUGCUAUUGUGCUACCACCGGCAUCCGAUGACAGUGAAUUCCUCACCAUCACCGGACCGCAGGACUGCAUCGAGGCUGGUAUCAAUCGGGCAAUGGAGCUUGCUACGAGCAUGCAAAUGGCCAGCAUUGAUUUGUCCCGUCAACAUCCCAACGCUCCUGCCGGACCUCAUGCACACGCACGUGCCCUCACUCGGUACCUUCAGCAACGACAGAUCAUUCGGCAAUUGGAGCAGAUGUACGAUGCUCGUAUUGCACUCCCGCCUAGCGCUGACGGCCCUGUGACCUGGGAGGUUUACUCGCGGGAUGGCAAGAAUACUAUCCGUGCACGGUCUGACAUCAUGAACUUGGUCCAGGCUCACCCUCCUGCAAGGCUUCGCUAUGUCUCUGUCGAUCCUUACUACCACCCGUACCUUGAGUCCCAUGGUCUCGGCAAGCUCCGGAGUGAUUACGGUGUCCAUCUUCUCAUCCCGGAUGAGCUGGAUAGCUCCGAUGUUGUUCUCGUCUAUGAAGGACCGUCCGCCGCCAACUCGCUGCCCGAAAUCCCCCGCCAGAGGCCAUCCCCGGCUGAGGUGGCUGCCUUUGAAAAGUCCCUGCAGGAAGCACAGGAUUUCCUUACGCAGCUGCUGGGAGACCAGAAUGAUAUCGUUGCUAAGUCCGUUAAAGUUCCUGCUAAGUACCAGGAGAAGGUACGCAAAUUCAUCGCCCGCGAACAGCAGGCAAAGGGUGAUGCCCAGAUUCCUGUCCGUGCUCUCGUUGGAGAUGCUCGCAAUGAUAAGUGUGACGUAUCUCUGCGCGGUCCAUCCCGUCAAGUGGAUGAGUUGGUGUCAAAGCUGCAGGACUUCGUAGUGGAGCAGGAGAAAGAUGACCUCGAAAGAGGCUACACAAUCUCGUUCGACUUCCCUCAGAAGUUCGCAAACUUCCUCAUUGGCAAGCGAGGCGAGAACAUCAACAAACUUCGCGAGGAAUUCGAUGUUGACAUCAAGGUUGACAACGGCAAGGUCGAAGUCAAAGGACCCAAGGCUAAAGCGGAUGCUGCCAAAGCCCGCAUCAUCAAUCUGGGAAAGAAACUGGAGGAUGAGACAACUCACAUUCUGAAGAUCCCCGCACAGUACCACCGCGAACUUAUCGGCCAGAAGGGAAGCCAGGUCAACAGACUGCAGGACCGCUACUCUGUCCGCGUUCAAUUCCCCAGGGCGGCUGUUGCAACGCCUAGCUUCGACGAUCAAUCCGUGGCAGACACUUCUAGCGAAGUCGGCGGCUCUCGUCCUAUCCGCCCCAAUCAGGCCCCUGAUGAAGUCAUCAUCAAGGGCCCGAGCAAGGGUGCGGAUGCCGCCAGAGAUGAGAUCUUGAGUCUGUUGCAGUGGGUCAUUGACCACUCUCACUCGGCUACAGUAUCUGUCGCUCAAAGUCAGAUCCCAUCCCUGAUCGGCCAGCGUGGCCGUGAGAUGGACAAGCUUCGCGCUGAUACCGGGGCGCAAAUCGACGUUCCGGGAGCCAAUGACGCGCCCGACGCUUCGGGUCGUGUGCAGAUAAAGAUCAAGGGCACAAAGCAGCAGGUCGAGGAAGCAAAGAAGAUCCUGGUGCAGCGUUCCAGCGAAUUUGACGCUAUUGUCACCAAGACGAUUGAUGUUGACAAGAAGCAUCACAAGGCUUUGAUCGGCGCUGGCGGUAAGUUUGUGAUGAUAUAAGUAUCUCGUCCAUCUUGGAAACUGACUCGAUGCCCAGGUGCGAACAUUCGCAAGAUCGUUACCGAAGCCGGUGGUCCUACCGACGGAAGUGC